Molecule: messenger RNA, 1261 nt
Organism: Panonychus citri (citrus red mite)
Lineage: Eukaryota; Metazoa; Arthropoda; Arachnida; Trombidiformes; Tetranychidae
Exons: 3
Coding region: 585-1067 (160 amino acids)
Source: RefSeq, a predicted model, not a curated record
UUUAUCUCUCAGACUUCUAGCGAAAGGCAAACUGCCAAGGUAGACUCAAUGGUCUGUUUCUCUGUCUAUUUUACUUUCGUCUUCUUUUCCAUCUUCAUCAUCUCACUCUCCUAAUCUUCAUCAUCUUCAUGAACAUCCUCAUCAAUGAACAAAUCUAACUAAUCUUUUUUCUUUCUUUUUUGUCUCUGUUUUUUAUCUUCACCCUCAUCAUCAUCAUCAUCUCUCUCUCUCUCUCACUCUACAGGUUUUGCCCCCUUUCAUGAAGCCCUUGGACUUGAAUUAAUUGUUUGUUGAUUGUUUAUGUCAACUGAAAAGUGAAUUAAAAUCAACUUUUCUUUUUGUCUAAAUUAAUUGUAAGGAUUUAAUUCACUUGCUGUGUAAUAAUCAUCACCUUGUGUAUACUUAUCAUCAUCAUCAUCAUCAUCAUGGUUAUAAACGAUUGAAGUUCAGCAAAUUGUCACAACAACAAUUAGUUAAUCAUAAAUCUGUUGAAGAAAAACAAAAACUUUUUUCAAACUUUGAAUUGUCAUUUAAACUGAUAACUUUUAAUCAUCUUAAUUGUCACCGAAUAACAAUUUGAAAUCAUGUUCAUUUCAACUCAAAUUUUCCUCUUAAUUGUAACCCUAUUUGUAACUUUAUCCAUCAUAUCAGCAACAUCUUCAUCACCCACCGGGGACAAUGAUGUUACCACCAAUGAAUCAGAUUCAGCUUUGGCCAACAAAAACGCUGAUGAUGUUUUUCGUCAAAUGGUCUACAAAGCACCGGGUAGUAUCUCGAUGGGCCGUCUUGCAGGUCAAUCUAAUAUGCGGGAAGAGGUUCAAAAGUUUCGUGAGUUUUUGCAAACCCGCCGCCCGCAGCCAAGUGAUUGGGUGAAAUUCAAACCACCCACCACCACCACCACAAGUACCACCACGGGCACAACCGCCCCACCCAAUUUAUCUGAAUGUUUCAUUGAAAUUCAAGAGAUCAGAAAGGUUCCUGGUAGAUGCAUUAAGCUUGGCGGUCGGAUACCAGCUUGUCAAUCAACUUCAUCGGAAAUGAUUGAUAUUAAUUAUGUUAAUUGUUAACAAUUAACUUCAUCACCUUUGAUUCCUUAAUUAUUUUAAUCAUAAUUUGUCAACUUGUCAUUAUCUCAUCUUCAUUAACUUUUAAUUGUUUGUUUUUUUUUGUCAUAAUCACAAUCCCUUUGAUAUUUUGCUUUCCUCGUUUAACGAUUGAUUAACUAAUUAAUCACAAUUAAAAUCUAAUUUAAAGAGAUAAA